Messenger RNA from Musca domestica (house fly), 1051 nucleotides. RefSeq lists its product as uncharacterized. The record is from RefSeq and is a predicted model, not a curated record. The transcript is spliced from 3 exons. Lineage: Eukaryota; Metazoa; Arthropoda; Insecta; Diptera; Muscidae. The coding region runs from base 74 to 928 and encodes 284 amino acids.
AAAAUAACACGCGUAACCCAGAAACUAGCAGUAAGUUUCAUUUAUUUACUCAAAGUGAAAGGUGGAAAAGAAAAUGUUUUUAAAAACCGUGCUAAUACUAUUGAGUGUGGUUGCUGCAUCGACGGCCCAGAACUCUACAACUAAUGUUACAACCAUACGGAUAGAUGAUUACAUUGCUGCCAAUAAGCGAAAUUUUGAAAACACCAUCAGAGAUUGUAAUUACAAAUUGUUAGCUUUCGAAGAGCUCUACAAUGGGCGUCUGGAUACAAUCGAUAUUCAAAAGGAUUUGUUGGUCGACACAUUAAGGUCGAACAAUGAACGUUUGAGUACUUUGGCAUUUUUAAGCGAUUCUAGCAAAAGUUGCGUUAACAAAUAUCAAAACUCUCUGCCAACAGAAUACAAUGUUACAGUGACAAUUCAAAAUUGCACUUCGUCGGCUAAAAAUGCCUACAGAACUUUGGUAACGGAUGCCCGCGAGACUCGCAGCAAUUUGGAAUAUUACUACGACGUUACGCUAAAUGAAGAAUUGAAAAAAUGUGGCAAUAGUUCGAAUGUGACGGCGCAGACAAAUUACACGCUCUGUGUUACCACGGUGAUCGACACUGCGAAUGUGUAUGCCUUUGAAAAUCACAAAAUAUUUAAUAGCCAAAUGGAAGAGGCGGCCUGCUCAGCCAAUACUCAGAUCAAAAAGGCACUGGAUUGCAGUUUCAACAGUCAAGGCAAUGUCUUCCAAGCAAUUUCUGCAACAAAUCUCCAAGUGAACAUGUGUAUUCAGGGAACUAACAGCGCCGCCACUUGCCCUGGAUACUAUUGCCAGAAUGUUGAACGUGUGCCUGCCAGUGCUGUCAAUCCGAAGAAUCAAACAAUGCCAAAUCCUUUCUAUGGUCGUAAUGGAACUACCAGUUGUUUGAUGUUGGAUAUCGUUUAAGCAGGACAAUGAGUUUUUUUCGACAAUAACAUACAAAUGAGUUGAGGAAGUGUACUAGAGAGGCGAGAACAUAUAGUAAUUUUAUGAUAUUUUUCAAGAUAAUAAAUAAUCAAUAAAAGAAAU